Molecule: messenger RNA, 1608 nt
Organism: Penicillium soppii
Lineage: Eukaryota; Fungi; Ascomycota; Eurotiomycetes; Eurotiales; Aspergillaceae
Product: flavin monoamine oxidase family protein
Exons: 2
Coding region: 1-1608 (535 amino acids)
Molecular function (GO): oxidoreductase activity
Source: RefSeq, a predicted model, not a curated record
AUGUCAACUUGUCAGCUCAGAAUGGCUCAAUCUUUCCAUGUCGUUUCUUCCUUCACGGGUAGUAGUCCAUUAAAACCAAGUAAUUGUUGCUCCGACCUGGUUGCGCCUUUGGAAGCGGCAACUCUGGAAGAGUUGACGGUGAAAGGAACACACGCAGCGAGGUCGGAGCGCAAGAAGGUGAUUGUGGUGGGAGCUGGAAUUUCAGGUCUUCGUGCCGCGGCUGUUUUGCACCGCCACGGUUGUGAAGUGGUGGUGUUGGAGGCCCGUGAUCGCAUUGGUGGAAGAAUCCUGACCACCAGAAAUGGUGAUCAUGUCCGAGAUAUCGGCGCCGCUUGGAUGCAUGAGACUUCCCAGAAUAGUCUGGUGAAACUCAUUCCUCAGCUGGCUAUUCCGUACUAUUAUGAUGAUGGCCUUCCUCUGUACUUCACCAGAGAUGGCCGAGCUGGAUCCCAGUUCAAAGCAAAGAAAGUAGCCGACGAGUUCGCCGACUAUUGCGAGUGGUUUUACGAAACCAACCCGGAGGCAGAGGACCGCCCGGUCCAUGAAUUCGCGAAAGAAUUCGUCCUCCAACACCAGUUGAUCACUGAAGACGAGCGUGAUUGGGCCCCGCAGGCCGUCCGUGAGGUAGAAUUGUGGAUCGGCACCAGUACGGACCAAGCCUCGUCUAAGCAUCUGUCCUACUUCAUUACAGAGCGCAAUCUGUAUAUGAAGGGUGGCUAUGAUCGGAUUGUCAACUGGACCGCGGAGCCUCUCCGCGGGGAUCCCAGUAUCAUCCGACUCAACCACCACGUUGAGAACGUGCAGUGGAACGAAGAUGGGUCCGAGCAAGCUCGGAUUCAAUACAAGGAUGCCGAUGGAAACAUCGGCUUUGUCGAGGGAGACGCGGUGGUCAUGACUAGCCCUCUGGGAGUCUACCAUCACAAUCUCAUCUCGUUCAACCCGCCCUUGCCGAGUGAUAUCCAAGAGGGCAUGUCCAGGUUCAGCUACGGCGCCCUGGGCAAGGUAUUCUUUGAAUUUACUGAAGUCUUCUGGUCGAAGGACAACGACCAGUUCGUCUUCUACCCUUCUCCCCCGGAUGAGUUAGAUUCUUCAUCCGGGUCGUCCGUGCAGUCUAUCACGAGCAUGAACUCAAUCACGGAGAAAGACAACAUCCUCAACUACGCCACUGUCACCAUAAACCUGUGGAUCAUGACAGGAGGCAAGGAGCUGUGUGUGCAGAUUGCCGAGCCUCUCACGCAACGCAUCGAAGCCAUGCAAGACUCCAAAGAAAUCUAUGAAUUUUUUGAACCACUUUUCAAAUUGUACCGCACUGAGCCGUACAAGGCUCUGCCCCGCCUGGUCAGUGUUGAAACUACACACUGGACCCAGGACCCGUUGGCUGGGUAUGGCAGUUACUCGGCCGACAAGGUCGGGGAUGACCCGGAGCUCUUGGUUGGUGCGUUGGAAAACCACAAGGCUAGUCGGUUGCAGUUUGCUGGUGAGCACUGUACUCUUGUUGCCAAUGGCUGCGUGCACGGAGCGUUUAAGACGGGUGAAACCGCUGCUACCAACCUGCUCGAGAGCUUUGGCAUUCCAUUCGAUGGUGGUGAUUCUAUCGGAUCGAAGUGA